This is a messenger RNA of Sphaerodactylus townsendi, 1550 nucleotides long. RefSeq names its product RUNX family transcription factor 2 (gene RUNX2). The transcript has 4 exons. Gene Ontology annotation, cellular component: nucleus. Gene Ontology annotation, molecular function: ATP binding; DNA-binding transcription factor activity, RNA polymerase II-specific; RNA polymerase II cis-regulatory region sequence-specific DNA binding. The coding region runs from base 185 to 1141 and encodes 318 amino acids. The record is from RefSeq and is a predicted model, not a curated record. Gene Ontology annotation, biological process: neuron differentiation; regulation of cell differentiation; regulation of transcription by RNA polymerase II. NCBI's taxonomy places the organism in Eukaryota, Metazoa, Chordata, Lepidosauria, Squamata, Sphaerodactylidae.
GAGCUUUACUUUGACAAUAACAGUCCUUACAAAUCCCCCCCAAGUUGCUACGUACCACAGAGCUAUCAAGGUUACAGUGGAUGGACCCCGGGAACCAAGAAGGCACAGACAGAAGCUUGAUGACUCUAAACCUAGUUUGUUCUCUGAGCGCCUCAGUGAUUUAGGGCGCAUCCCUCAUCCCAGUAUGAGAGUAGGGGUCCCGACCCAGAGCCCACGGCCCUCCCUGAACUCUGCACCAAGCCCUUUUAAUCCACAAGGACAGAGUCAGAUUACAGACCCUAGACAAGCACAGUCUUCCCCUCCAUGGUCCUAUGACCAAUCUUACCCAUCAUACUUGAGCCAGAUGACGUCACCGUCCAUUCAUUCCACAACUCCCCUGUCCUCCACACGGGGCACGGGGCUUCCUGCCAUCACCGAUGUGCCCAGACGGCUCUCAGACUCAGAACCUUGUACCCCUGAUACACCCUCUGCCACGGCCUCCCCGUCAUCUUCUGAAGAGCCUACCCCUCUCACAGCCCCUCCCUCUCCAUCCCCGACGUACGACUGUGAGCCCCCCACCUUUUCGCCACCAUUGUCGACCUGUGCCUUGGCCUUGAAUACCGAAAUGACCUCACAGACAUCGACCUCUGCUGCACCUAACCCGUCCUCGGUGCCCAUCUCCACCCUUCAGCCUGUGCUUCUGUCUACUCUUCCACCUGCCACCGCUGCCCCAGGUAACAUUUACUCACCUGCAGGGGCUGCCAUUUCCCCUAGCCAUGCUCCACAUCUCGUUGACUGGCUUCCCUACCUCGCUUCUGUGAUGACCACCACCAUGCGUGGCAAGGAAGAAGUGCAGCUGCCUAGUGGGACCAGCCUCGCGGAAAGCAUGAAGAGGUGCGGAAGCACUUUGCUGCCUGUCCUGAGCGAGGGGGGGAGCGUCCAAGCCGGCUUCAUCAAGCAGCAGCCCCCGGAAUCCGUGGCCUCCCCUCCGCCUUUCUCGGACAUCCCUCCGCAUUCCGGUCAGGCUCCCGCGACGCUCAGGGACAUCCUGGCAGAGCUGCAGACAAUGAACGGCCACCUGGCCAUCAUCGCAAGGGCGCUCAGCCACCUGGCCUCAUCCUUGGCUCCCCAGCAGGAUUCUGCAAACACUCCAGGUCUGUAAGCGAAGGGCACCUCUAGGUAGGGUCCCGAACCGUUGGGAGGGAGCUGGAGUUCGCUUGGAAGUACAACUGAUCUACAAGCAAAGAUCAGUUCCGCUGGAGAAAACGCCUGCUUUGGAGGAUGGAUUGGAUGGCACCAUACCCCACUGAGACCAACCCUUCCCCACCCCCCCCCCCCUCCCCUUCCUAGAUCCACAGGAAUGUCCCUACCUGGAAUCCCCUACCUCUAGGCCUUCUCAUUUAAUAGUCUCUUUGACAGACUUUUUUCAGGAAAGAAGAUAAUAUGGAAGUGAGAAAUGCAGCAGGUAUUUGAAGGAAUGGAUAAGGAAAAGCUGCCUUCUUUUUCUACUUCUGCCGAAAAGCAGAUCUGGAAACAGUUCUGGUGUUCAAUAAAGUUGUUGAUGUUCGUUA